Halteromyces radiatus is the source of this 1035-nucleotide messenger RNA. RefSeq names its product serine/threonine-protein phosphatase 4 catalytic subunit. Gene Ontology annotation, cellular component: cytoplasm; nucleus. Bases 22 to 939 code for a protein of 305 amino acids. Gene Ontology annotation, biological process: double-strand break repair via homologous recombination; peptidyl-serine dephosphorylation. The transcript has 10 exons. Gene Ontology annotation, molecular function: protein serine/threonine phosphatase activity. NCBI's taxonomy places the organism in Eukaryota, Fungi, Mucoromycota, Mucoromycetes, Mucorales, Cunninghamellaceae. The record is from RefSeq and is a predicted model, not a curated record.
GAAAAUACAAAGCGAGGAUCUAUGGGACAGUUAGAUCGACAACUGGACCAGUUGCGACGAGGCGAGAUUAUCACAGAACAAGAGGUUGAAGAGUUAUGUACGAAAGCAAAGGAAAUAUUGACUGAAGAAAGCAAUGUCCAAAGAGUAGAUGCUCCUGUCACGAUUUGCGGUGACAUUCAUGGUCAGUUUCACGAUCUAAAAGAAUUAUUUAAAGUGGGUGGUGAUUGUCCGGAUACAAACUACCUCUUCAUGGGUGAUUUUGUUGACCGAGGGUUCUAUUCUGUUGAAACUUUUUUACUGCUAUUAGCACUCAAAGUACGAUACCCAGACCGAAUUACAUUGAUCCGAGGCAAUCACGAAUCACGACAAAUUACACAAGUCUAUGGAUUUUACGAAGAAUGUUUACGCAAAUAUGGCUCUUCAAAUGUAUGGAGACACUGCUGUGAAAUCUUUGAUUACCUUAGUCUAAGUGCCAUUAUUGAUGAUAGAAUCUUUUGUGUUCAUGGAGGUUUAUCACCAAGUAUAAACACAUUAGAUCAAAUCCGAACCAUUGAUAGAAAACAAGAAGUUCCUCAUGACGGUGCCAUGUGCGAUUUAUUAUGGUCAGAUCCUGAAGAUAUCGAAGGAUGGGGGUACAGUCCUCGAGGUGCUGGGUAUUUAUUUGGAGGUGAUGUGGUGAAAAGCUUUUUACAUACAAAUGGAUUAAAGUUGAUUGCUCGCGCCCAUCAACUUGUUAUGGAAGGAUUCAAACCAAUGUUCAAUGAUACUAUUGUUACAGUGUGGUCAGCUCCAAAUUAUUGCUAUAGAUGCGGGAAUGUAGCCGCCAUAUUAGAAUUGGAUGAUCAAUUAAAUAAAAACUAUAAAAUGUUUGAAGCAGCACAGCAGCAAGAUUUCCUUGGUCUUCCUGUUAAAAAAACAGUACCUGAUUAUUUUCUUUAGUGUUAUAUUAUCGACUUUUUUUUUUUUAUUUACAUCAUAUCAAAUCGAACACAAAAACAAACGAAUAAAAUUCUGGUAUAUCCGAAAAUCAUAAAA